Messenger RNA from Chenopodium quinoa (quinoa), 5135 nucleotides. RefSeq names its product delta-latroinsectotoxin-Lt1a-like. The record is from RefSeq and is a predicted model, not a curated record. Gene Ontology annotation, cellular component: plasma membrane. The transcript is spliced from 2 exons. The coding region runs from base 1228 to 2358 and encodes 376 amino acids. Lineage: Eukaryota; Viridiplantae; Streptophyta; Magnoliopsida; Caryophyllales; Amaranthaceae. Gene Ontology annotation, molecular function: protein phosphatase regulator activity; protein phosphatase 1 binding.
UACGAAGAAAAGGUAGAUGAAAUACAUUAAUAAAAGUGAAAAGUACAAUGCAAGUGGAUAAUUUAAUGGUAAUUUAAAAAGUUCAAUAAAUAAAGUUAAAAAGUAAGGGCAUAAUAGUUUUUACAUACUAUUCAAAAAUAAAAACAUAAACAACAUUUUGAAUCUCUACAAUAGGAAAACAAGAACUAUAUUAUGGGACGGAAAGAGUAUUAUAUAAUAACUAAAUGUUAUUCGUAUUAUGUUUUACAUCAUUAGAUUUGUCAUAAAAUCUGCUUUCAGAAUAUAAUUUUGUUACAAUUUUUUUUAUAAGAAUUUUAUUACAAUUUUUACUAAUGGACAUGUAAAGAUAUUAAUGGUCAAAGUUACGUCUUGACAAAUGUGUUCGGCAAACUGAUGUAUUUUACAAAAAAAAAAAAAAAAAAACAUAGAGAAUACAUAUGUUUGGUUUACUUUCUCAUAGCAACAUAGCCACCUGACGUGCACUUUAAGUUUGAGAUUUUAUGAAAUUUAAUCUUUGUGUUAAAAUUAUUUGAUGAAAUUAUUCAACUACCUAUGCAAUUAAGAUGUGUUGAAAAAACCAAAACAAAAACAACAAAAAUAAGGGAACGAAAUCCAAUAAUUGAGACCUUCUCUUAUCUCUCUAUGCUAUUUCAGUCAGGCAUGUUCUAUUCAGCUUAAUUUCCGUUCAAUUCAGUUCACUUAUCUUAAUCUCCCCCUCUUGUAAAAUAUUCAGUUCAGUUCCAAUAAGAUCAGCUCAGUUCAGUCAAUCAGAACAAGCCCGUACUUUCGUGCUCUACUCCUCCUUUUAAAUAAAGUAUAAUUUCCUUGAAAAUUUCACAUGUAUUUUCAAAUUAAAAUGUUUAAUGUCAGUAUUAGCCCUUUAUCCUCCCCAUCACAAUUCUCUGCCUUGUACAUUAUCAACUUCCAUUUCUCAUAAUUUCUUCUCUGCCAAAACUCGGUUAUACACUUGACUUGGGUUUCAAUUUCAAACUCUGGAUUAAGAAACAAAAGUUAACUAGCCAUUUAAGUAUAUGAUGAAGAAAGAAAUCUAUAAGGCAGCAGCAAGAGGAGAUGUAGAGUUUCUCAAGGAAGCUAAGGCCAGAGACGUGGAAGCCGCAGUGGCUAUCUACAGCGACGAUGAUCUCCUUGGGUUUACCAUCUCAAACAAACUCCACUUCAUCUCGCGGUUAUGUAUGACACUAAAGGUGUGUAGUUACGAUCCUAACAAUGCCUAUCUAUUUGAUUCCUUAUAUUUAUCCUUUAAAAAAAAGAAAAAAUACUACUCCCUCUGGUAUAUAUGUUAUAGGUACUGAAAUGUCAGCCAUACAUAUGAUAAACUCGCUUAUUAGCCAAGGGGCAACAUUGUCUACCAGGAAUAGUUUUUUCGUACAAGAAAAUGAAGACAUGUUGCUGUCCUUGGUAAAGUCGUUAGUAGAGAAAAAUAGUGAGGUAUGUUGUUGGUGUGAUGCAGACGGGAUGACCCCUCUACUUAGAGCUGCAGUACGCUCUAAUUUACCUGUUGUUGAUGCCAUAAUUAACGAUUGUCCUGAGUCAAUCGAGAUAUGUGAUCCAAAGGGAAAAAAUGUGUUACAUUACAUAAGAUUUCCGACUUCCUUAGAGGCAAGAAAUUUUUUGGAAAAGCCAGAAAUUCCCGUGGAGCUCAUCAAUCAACAGGAUGAUGACGGGAACACACCAAUGCAUAUGGCUGUGAUGAACCAUGAUUUCAGAAUGGUAAAAGCUAUGGUUGAACAUAAUGCUAAUUUUUCCAUAGAAAAUAAGGAGGGUGUUUCUGCACAAACUCUUUUUGAUCACUUUGUUAUCAACAACAAGCUGGAUAUCUCAGCCGAAGCUCAAAUUGAAUCAAAACCAAACAAGUGUCUUCACUUUGUGGAGAAGGAAAUUGAGAAAGAGGUAAUAAAAGAUGAGCUUAUGAGUAAUGAUUUGUAUGAAGCAGUUGGAAAUGGGAAGUGGGAUACCUUAAAAGAAAUAAUGCUAAACGAUGAAAAACAAUUUCUUUCUCGACUACCUGACGGAAGCAACAUUAUUCAUUUAGCAAUUCAGGGUCUCAAACAAUUGCUAAAUAAAAAUUUAUACAGGUUCAAGUCUGAGGCUUAUCCAGAAGAAAAGUUGAUUGUGGAUGCAUUGAAUAAGUACCCUGCCCUUCUUUGUCAAACUAACCACCUUGGCAAAACACCUCUCCAUCUUGAGAUGUUGCACCAGAUAAGCCAGAUCCGUUUUGGGACUCAAAUAUAUAUGGAUGAAUUUGAAAGGGCGAGGAGAAUUACCACUACCACUACCACUACCGCCGUGGAAGGUAAAAGACGUAAAAGGCAACACCAUCCUUCACUCUGCAGUUAAAUAUGGAAACUUUGAAUUGGCGAAGUACUUGAUUGAGAUAGAUGCAAACUUAGCUGGAGAGUUCAACCAUUCCUAACAAACUCCUUUGCACUUGCUAUGUCAGGAAUCCCACUGUAAGUUUAAUACUCGUAUUCCUUGUGUGUGGCCAAGGGUGCAUGAUGUUUAAUUGAUGAAUUUGAUAUAAUACUCUCCGUUUUUGUAUAGUGGGAAAUCUUCGGUUAAAUUUGAGAGUUUAAGGAGGAAGAAAAGAGAAGAAAGCAAAAACAACCAUUGUGUUGUUUCAAUGAAUACUACAAGAGGGGGGGGGGGUUUUGAAUUGUAGUAUAACAUAUUUAUCAAACUUUUUGUGAAAAUAAAAAUAAGUAAACUUAAGGAAGUGAAAGUGCAAGAGAGAUUUUACGUGGAAAACUCCUUGGCCCUAAUCAAGAAGAAAAACCACGACAACUUGGUAUUUUAGGAAAAUAAUUGAAUUGUAUCUUCACUAGAAUAGCAGGGCAAAAAACCUACUACAAACUAAAGACUCUAACUUUGAGUUUCUCAACGAACCCAACGCCGCAAGGAACAAAUCACCCAACUUGUUACUCUUCUCUAUUCUUCUCUUUUUCUCUUCUCUUUCUCACUUCUCUCUCUCAUAAACAAAAGUUCACUCAAACUUCCCAAUUCUCCAAAAUACAAUUUGAAAGAAUAACUUCUAGUACAAAGACAUUAGAACACUCUAUUUCACUAAUGUGGAAUUAGACUCUUGACUCCAUUAAAGAAAACAAAAGUUGAAAUCUAUUUGAGCAAGGGAGAUUUUUCCAACUAAAAUUAAUUACCUAUUUAUAGACCAAGAUUCUACUUGGAAAAAUAUCUUUGUGCAACUCAUCCAUAACGCCCACUACUCCAACCACUAAGAAGAACAUGUCCUAAAUUCAAGGGCAUGAACUCCUCAAUGUAUCAAGUCAUGACUUAAGAAAAGAUCGUGGGGAGUAUGCCGUAAAUUUUGGAAAACAAAAUAAAUUUUAUUAGUUUAAUUGAUUUUUGAAAAUAAAUAAAAUAAAAUCCUUUUUAUAAAAUAAAGAGAUAGGAUUUUAAAGCCAAUUGUUUUCCUAAAACUAAGCAUGCACAAUUUUAUCUAUCUAGACCAAUUCCACACAGUUAUUUCGACUGUAAUAUUACCCUUAUACUUACAUAAAUCCUAAAUUAUAAAAAUAUCUUAAAUUUCAUGAUUCACAACUAGAAAAAGGGUCAUUUUCGACGGAAAUUUAUGUCGGAACCACCCCAAAAUUCGUCGGAAAACUCGUUUUCGACGGAAUUCCAUUGUAACCGAUUGUCGAAAAAGCGUUUGUAGGAAAUUUGUCUUCUUCCGACGGAAUUUUCCGUCGAAGGAGGUUUUCUAGCACCAAAAAAAUCCGUGUGAAAUUCCUGACGGAAUAGUAAAUUCCGUCGGAAAUUGUUUUAAGAAAUUAAUAAAAACCCCGUGCCACCAUGGCACGGCGUAUCAACCACCACCAACCAGCUCACACCACCCGUAUCACCAACCCCCUAACCCGUUCCACCACCCUCAACCACCAAAACCCUAACCUACACAAACAAGCCCAGAUUUACCACCCCACCUAAGCAAACCACCCCACCACCACCGUCACCGUUGAAACAAAAUCACAACCAAAACCGUUGAAACAAAAUCACAACCAAAAAUUAAAAAAUAUGAAAAUAAAAAUUAAAAUACCAACCUAACACCCAAAACCCGAACCCAAAAUUAGGUUAUUUCUUGUAGUGAUCACCACCACCGAACCCAAACCCAUACCCACUUAACCCAGAUCUACCCACCUAAACACUCAACUCGACCGAACCCAUACUCCAACCCACCCACCUAAAACCCUCAACACAUAAGACGACGACCACCACCACCACCACCACCGAACUGACAAUCAAACACACCAACCUAAAACCAUCCAAAAAAAUAAAAUAAUAAACAAAAAUAAAAACAUUAAAACGUACCUUAAAAAUAAAAAAACCUUCGAAAUUCCCUCGAACUUGGUUUAAUAAGGUCAAAUUCGACCAUGAAAACGCUAGAUCUAGCAUUUUCAUGGUCGUACUCGACCUUAAAAAUCAUUAAAGACCGUGAGAAGAGAAGAGGGAGGAGAAGAGGAGAUAGAAAGAGAAGAGGAGAAGGCGUUGAUGAGAGGAGGAGGAGGAGGAGAGGAGGGAAGGGGAGUUAGGAGAGGAGGGAAGGGUAGUCAGAAGAGAAGGGAUGAGGAGAUCGAGGAGAGAGAAAGAGAAGAUGAGAGGAAGAGAGGCGGAGAGAGAGAGAAAUGUGAAAUAUGGGGUAGGGGAGCCGUUUUAAUUAGGGUUUGGGGGGGGGUUUUUUUUUAUUAUUAUUUUACUAAAUUCCAUUAGAAAGGCUGUAAAAUCCAUCGCAAAUUUUCGACGGAAUUAAUUUCGUCGGAAAUGGUAUAUUUUCCGACAGAUUAAAAAUCCGUCGGAAAUUUCCUACGGGUUUGAAAGAGAAAGUUUGUGAGAGAAAGUAUUAUAUAAGUGGGGCCUGAGAAGAAGAGAAAUGAUAAAUUAAUUUGAGUGGGAUGACUUAAUGUAAGAGAGAGAAAUACAGUAUUAAGUUAACAAAUAUAGAAGUGAUGCAUUUAAAAUAAAACACCCAUAAAAGGCAAGUGAUGCAUUUAAAAAGAACGAAGGGAGUACUUUUAUUUACUAUAGACAAAUGAAUGAAAAAAUAAAUUGUUGCAAUUAAUUAUUUUUUUUUUCCUUUUUGAAAUAAAAUUGAUUCAUUAAUAAGUCAU